Messenger RNA from Lathyrus oleraceus (garden pea), 990 nucleotides. RefSeq lists its product as uncharacterized. The transcript is spliced from 2 exons. Bases 154 to 927 code for a protein of 257 amino acids. NCBI's taxonomy places the organism in Eukaryota, Viridiplantae, Streptophyta, Magnoliopsida, Fabales, Fabaceae. The record is from RefSeq and is a predicted model, not a curated record.
CAGGUACUUUAGUUGCUCAGUUCCUUGCGAACUUUUGCUUUGCGUUGCUUAAGCAACUUGCAUUGAGGAAUCAUUGCUCGCGCUCGUAGAGUCAUCCCUUUGCACUCAACCCGACCUCACAGAUAUUACACUAGACGCAAUACUCCCAGACUGAUGGAUCCUCCCAACGCCGACAUUCUCGAGCUGAAAGAGAGGAUGGGAGAGCUGAUCAGUGUCAUGCAAGAGUUCGCCUUGGGGCAGAAAGUAAUUGCCGAAAAGGUGGGGAGGAUUGAAGACUGGCUGAAGAUGGGGAACAUGCAAGGAAACGCUUCGUCAUCUGGACCGAAGAAAUCCUUUGGUAACGACCAGCGCAAGGAUGAGGGUGGAUCGAGUGCUGUAUACGCCCAGAGAGGACACGGUAGGGGUCGUUACUACCAGCACACUGCUGCAGUAACCAUCCCUGCUGGUAAUCAGUCAGCACGACAGCAACGUCAGCCGCCUCAACAGAGAGCCGGGUACCAGGUGAGAGGUAAAGGGGUUGAUCGCCAUUUUGACAAGCCACCCGUGACAUAUGCUGUUCUGUUCAAAAAGCUGAUGGAUCUUGGGUUGGUUCAGCCGAGGGCGAUGGUUCCGAUGAGAACGGAUCAGAGGCCACCUAACUAUGAUGAGAACGCCCAGUGUGAAUUUCAUUCUGGAACACCGGGGCAUAACAUUGAGGGCUGUAGAGCAUUCAAGAAUGUUGUUCAGGAUCUGGUAGACUCUAAGGCUAUCAAUUUUGCACCAUCACCGAAUGUUAAUGCUAAUCCCAUGCCGGCACAUGGUCAGGCGAUGGUGAGUGCAAUUGCUGAAGAUUCGGAUCACGCCUGUGCAAUAGGUGGAGAGAACAACAGUGACUGCAGGUUUGAUGGUUGGAUAAAGCCGUGCGUACCAGGAAGCUGGAAGGCUUAAACAAGAUCAUCACUGACACUCAUCCUGAAGAGUAAUAAUUUCUUGUUUUCAGUUUAUAUGCAU